Messenger RNA from Callithrix jacchus (white-tufted-ear marmoset), 2447 nucleotides. RefSeq names its product retinoid X receptor gamma (gene RXRG). NCBI's taxonomy places the organism in Eukaryota, Metazoa, Chordata, Mammalia, Primates, Cebidae. The record is from RefSeq and is a predicted model, not a curated record. Gene Ontology annotation, biological process: regulation of DNA-templated transcription. Gene Ontology annotation, cellular component: nucleus. Gene Ontology annotation, molecular function: zinc ion binding; sequence-specific DNA binding; nuclear steroid receptor activity.
UAGGUGACAUCAACAGGAUGUGGGGUUUCAGGAUGAGCUUUGCAUCGCAUGAAAUGAAUUAAACCUCACAACUCCUUGGAACAGGAACCUGUUUUCAUAUGUGUACAUGGUUUUCACAAUGUGGUGAACUAAGUUGGACAUGAUACUCUGUUAAGGGUCUGACUGCUGCAGAGUAUAUUGGAACCACUGGGCUAGGAUUCAGAAAGAUUCUAGCUCCUUGCCUGCCAGGAACCAAUGGUUUGACCUUGGACAAGCCACUUCCCUUGUCUGGACUUCAUGCUCUUCAUCACUAAAGCGAGAGACUUACAAACUGCAGUGACUAUGUUGCUGGAAGGACUGAGCUGACUUUCGAAAGUGAGAGUGGCAUGCGGUCCUUAACAUCUCUGGUCUGUAACAACUCCCAUGGAGACCCCUGGCCUGGGAUGGUGGAAGAACCACAGACCUGGAACCAGAGGGCCUGGACUUCGACCGCAGAGAUUCUUUACCCAUGGUCUCUUAGGUUUAUGAACAAGGAAGCUGAAUGAAGUUUUUUUCCUUUCUGGGUGAGCCCCUGGGUUUCUGGAAGAUCCUUAAAAUCUUAAAAUGGCUUCUGAGCACUGAAGCCCAAGCUGUUAGCUGGCCUGUGUGAGGCCAUGAGACAGAAUGCCACAGCCACACCCCAAGGAUGCUGAAGGGGGUUUCCCUCUUCUGUGGUUUUUCUCCUUUCUCCUCGCAGGGCUCCUCCUACAUGGAAGAGGAGGGCAAUAAAGAAAUGGAAUGGAUCUCAUUUUUCCAUCUCUGACCUUUCCUGUGCUCCUUUCCAGUUAGUAGAGGAGGAAAAGUGUAGCCGAGUAGGAAGGAACACAGAAGUCACAGCAGUUCCAGCAAAGUCAGAGGUUCCAUGGAAGAGGCGCACACAGCAUGCGGCAACAGGGAAGACUUGACCAGGGGAUGGAUAGAGAUUCCACUGAGGAGGCUCCCCUGGCCACACUGGCUCUACAUCCAUGAGCCCGUCGGCAGCCUUGUCCACGGGGAAACCAAUGGACAGCCAUUCCAGCUACACGGACACCCCAGUGAGUGCCCCACGGACUCUGAGUGCAGUGGGGACCCCCCUCAAUGCCCUGGGCUCUCCAUAUCGAGUCAUCACCUCUGCCAUGGGCCCACCCACAGGAGCACUGGCAGCCCCUCCAGGAAUCAACCUGGUUGCCCCACCCAGCUCUCAGCUAAAUGUGGUCAACAGUGUCAGCAGUUCAGAGGACAUCAAACCCUUAGCAGGGCUUCCUGGGAUUGGAAACAUGAACUACCCGUCCACCAGCCCUGGAUCGCUGGUUAAACACAUCUGUGCCAUCUGUGGAGACAGAUCCUCAGGAAAGCACUACGGAGUGUACAGUUGUGAAGGCUGCAAAGGGUUCUUCAAGAGGACGAUAAGGAAGGACCUCAUCUACACAUGUCGGGAUAAUAAAGAUUGCCUCAUUGACAAGCGUCAGCGCAACCGCUGCCAGUACUGUCGCUAUCAGAAGUGCCUUGUCAUGGGCAUGAAGAGGGAAGCUGUGCAAGAAGAAAGACAGAGGAGCCGGGAGCGAGCUGAGAGUGAGGCAGAAUGUGCCAGUAAUGGUCAUGAAGACAUGCCCGUGGAGAGGAUUCUAGAAGCUGAACUUGCUGUUGAACCAAAGACAGAAUCCUAUGGUGACAUGAACAUGGAGAACUCGACAAAUGACCCUGUUACCAACAUAUGUCAUGCGGCUGACAAGCAGCUUUUCACCCUCGUUGAAUGGGCCAAGCGUAUUCCCCACUUCUCUGACCUCACCUUGGAGGACCAGGUCAUUCUGCUUCGGGCAGGGUGGAAUGAAUUGCUGAUUGCCUCUUUCUCCCACCGCUCAGUUUCCGUGCAGGAUGGCAUCCUUCUGGCCACGGGUUUACAUGUCCACCGGAGCAGUGCCCAUAGUGCUGGGGUCGGCUCCAUCUUUGACAGAGUUCUAACUGAGCUGGUUUCCAAAAUGAAAGACAUGCAGAUGGACAAGUCGGAGCUGGGGUGCCUGCGAGCUAUUGUGCUCUUUAACCCAGAUGCCAAGGGCCUCUCCAACCCCUCUGAGGUGGAGACUCUGCGAGAGAAGGUUUAUGCCACCCUUGAGGCCUACACCAAGCAGAAGUAUCCGGAACAGCCAGGCAGGUUUGCCAAGCUGCUGCUGCGCCUCCCAGCUCUGCGCUCCAUUGGCUUGAAAUGCCUGGAGCACCUCUUCUUCUUCAAGCUCAUCGGGGACACCCCCAUUGACACCUUCCUCAUGGAGAUGUUGGAGACCCCGCUGCAGAUCACUUGAGCCCCACCAGCCACAGCCUCCCCACCCAGGAUGACCCCUGGGCAGGUGUGUGUGGACCCCCACCCCGCACUUUCCUCCACCUACCACCCUGACCCCUUUCCUGUCCCCAAAAUGUGAUGCUUAUAAUAAAGAAAACCUUUCUACACAUGA